AUAAUAUCUUUUCAUGAAAUUUAUGAAUAAAAAAAACUGUGUAUCACACGGGCUUUUAUCUAGUGUAUAUAUUCAACCAAGCUUGCUUAUUGGUGGAGUUGGUGCAAAACCCACUUGUGAUUUUGAAGUCACAAAUUUAAGUCUCACCAACUACAUUUGCUUGGAAGUACGUAAGAGCUCUCUGCUCUCAAACAUUAACUUGCUUAUUUGGGUUUACUUAGUCUAUAAAAGUCUAAGAAAUGCUGAUUCAAUAAAGUCAUUCAUCCUAUCAACCAACCAAAAAAAAAAAAAAAAAAAAAAAUGGGGGAAAAAAGAAAUAUUGAAAAAAAUUUCAAUGUGAAUCAACUCGUUUUUAAUGAUUCAAGGUUUUUUCUUGGAACGGUACAUUUGUGACAGUCACAGAGUAAUAAAGACGUCAUUACUAUAUUAAAUUAAUUUUUGCAAAAUGUCACCAAAUCUCCCAUCACUUCACCAAUCUCUUCUCUUCUUUGGAGUCUCCGAAAAAUUGAUUUUCCUGUCAAUAGUUCACCAACAGUAUUUCCUCCUCAUAUUUAUUUCUUCUAAUAAAACCUCCUAAUUUCUCUGUCAAUGGGCAUAAAUUACUCCCAAAUUAUCAUCUUUCACAUUUUUCCCAGCUAAAGAUCUCUCCUUUUCAAUCUCUAUUUCUCACUCCUCUUUUAAGAACAACAAAUGGCGGCUUCUUAUGCUUUUCUUUCACCUUCUGUACCUUCUUCAACUCUCAACAACAGAAUUUCUCCAUCUUUAAGCUUAAAUGGAUCUGGGUUUUGUUCCUAUUUGGGUAUCAGCAAAAGGGUUUUUUGUUCUUCCAUUGAAGGUGCUGAGAAACAUGCUGCUGCUGGUGUUUCUUCCACUGAAUCAAGGGCUUCUAGGCUGAUAAAUAGGGGUUGUAAGCUUGUGGGUUGUGGUUCUGCUGUACCCAAGCUGCAGAUCUCUAAUGAUGACCUUUCUAAAAUUGUCGAAACUUCGGAUGAAUGGAUAUCUACUCGAACUGGAAUUCGUAAUCGACAUGUCCUUUCAGGUGAGGAUAGUUUGGUGGGCUUGGCCACCGAAGCAGCAAGGAAUGCUCUUCAGAUGGCCAAUGUUGAGCCUGAUGAUAUUGAUCUUGUCUUGAUGUGCACCUCUACACCCGAGGACCUCUUUGGCAGUGCUCCUCAGAUACAGAGAGCAUUGGGAUGCACCCGAAGUCCUUUGUCUUAUGAUAUUACUGCAGCUUGCAGUGGAUUUCUGAUGGGUUUGGUAUCAGCUGCCUGUCACGUAAGGGGUGGUGGAUUUCAGAAUGUGUUAGUUAUAGGUGCUGAUGCUCUUUCUCGUUUUGUUGACUGGACUGAUAGAGGGACCUGCAUACUUUUUGGUGAUGCUGCUGGUGCUGUAGUAGUGCAGGCCUGUAACAGUGAAGAAGACGGCAUGUUUGCUUUUGAUCUGCACAGUGACGGCGAUGGUGCAAGGCAUUUAAAUUUAUCCCUGGGACAUGAUAAAAUCGAUGCAGCAAUAGGUAGCAACGGUGCUGUGACAGGUUUUCCCCCAAGGCGCCAAUCUUAUUCAUGUAUCAAUAUGAAUGGAAAAGAGGUCUUUCGCUUUGCUGUUAAAUGUGUGCCCCAGUCAAUUGAGGCUGCACUUCAGAAGGCUGGUCUAAAUGGUUCCAAUAUUGAUUGGUUACUAUUGCAUCAGGCAAACCAGAGGAUCAUUGAUGCUGUUGCAACACGUUUGAAGGUUCCUCCAGAGCAAGUUUUGUCUAAUUUGGCAAAUUAUGGUAACACCAGUGCUGCAUCAAUCCCCUUGGCAUUGGAUGAAGCCGUUCGCAGUGGAAAAGUUCAGCCGGGACAUAUCAUUGCUGCAUCCGGAUUUGGUGCUGGUCUUACUUGGGGUUCGUCCAUUAUUAGAUGGGGUUAGAGAACAAAGACUUUGCGAAAUCAUCUUAAUGCUAAAGAUGAAGGGGUUUGGGGGAAGACCAGAGAAAUGUUGUUCGUCACUUUGAGUUCAUACUUGAAGAAUUAGUUCCCUCUGGUUGUUAUAGAUGACUGAGGAGCUGCAGCUUCUAUGAAUUCAAAAAGCUCCAUCAAAGAGGCCCCCUUCAUGUGUUCAUCACCUGAAAAAGCUCGAUUUAUUUCUUAUUUCUACAUUAGAUGUAUUUAUUUUCACUUAGAAAAAUAAAAGUUCCUGAGCUGUUAUUCACAUUUUUCUUUUUUCACUCAGUCAGCGUUUAGCAGAGCUAGGAUUUUUUGUCAGUAGAGUGAUUUAAACAAUAGCUUCUCUAGGCUUGUUUUCCGUAUUUGUUAAACUUGUAUGUUGAACGAUUGUUAAGUACUUCAUCUUCAUUAAACAAGCCAUUGCCAUUACUGAUUUUCCUAA
Molecule: messenger RNA, 2370 nt
Organism: Chenopodium quinoa (quinoa)
Lineage: Eukaryota; Viridiplantae; Streptophyta; Magnoliopsida; Caryophyllales; Amaranthaceae
Product: 3-oxoacyl-[acyl-carrier-protein] synthase III, chloroplastic
Exons: 8
Coding region: 691-1911 (406 amino acids)
Biological process (GO): fatty acid biosynthetic process
Cellular component (GO): chloroplast
Molecular function (GO): 3-oxoacyl-[acyl-carrier-protein] synthase activity
Source: RefSeq, a predicted model, not a curated record